AUGCCGGCCACAGUCCUCGAUGAUGCCAGUCGGCUUCGCCAGCUGUGGACGCAGCUGGUGACCGAUGUGACUCCGUCACAGCUUCCCUCGGGGCUCUACUCGAAAAACCCGAUUGAGUCUCCAAUUGGACGUCUCAAUGUGCCCAUGGACAUGGCUGCUGUCCAUGCUUGCUGCCAGCAGUGUGGUGUUUCCCCAUUGAUGGUUGUCCAGGCCGCCUGGACUGCCGUUCUGCGUUCCUAUUCUGGCGCAGACAAUGUGAUGUUUGCUGGCAUUGGCAUGAACCCACGAUCUGCUAAGCAGCCAUGGACAAACACUUCUGUCUGCUUGGCUCGCUUGGAGCAUGACAGCUCCGUUAUCUCUGUCCUCGAUACGACCCGCGAGGAAGGCCUGCUCCAAGCAGAGUCAAUGGUUUCCGUCCCCGAGGCCUUGAGCAUCUUUUCUACAUUAGACCCCAAGCCAUGCAAUUCAGCUAUCUGGCUCAAGAACCCCCAAGUCAAGGCCGAGCUGUCUUUGACCGAUGCUGUCAACGACAGGACCUUCGAUUAUGUCGUCCAGAUUGAUCCCUCGCUGUCCAAAUUGGACCUCGUCUUCUACAAGCCCCAUGUUUCUCGUGCCCAAGCCGAGUACAUCGCCAACACCUUUGCCGAUUACCUCCAGAUCGUUUGCGAGGAUCCAUUCCAAACUGCUUCCAAUGUGUGCCACCCCAGUGAGCUAGAUGCCCUUCAGAUCGAGACCUGGAACCGUAUCCUCCCGAGAGGUAGAAACGUGUGUAUCGAUCAAUUGAUCGAGAAAGCCGCCAAGGAGACUCCAGAUGCCCCAGCCUUGAUGUCUUGGGAUGGAGAAAUGUCAUAUUCUCAGUUUAAUCAGGCUGCUAACAAGGUGGCUGUUUACCUGGAGUCCGCCGGCGUCAAGCGUGGCGAUCUUGUUCCCAUCUGUUUCCAGAAAACCAUGUGGACUAUCGUCACUAUGAUUGCUCUCUGGAAGUUGGGCGCAGCCUGGGUGCCUUUGGACCCUAAGCAGCCCCGGCAGCGACUGGAUACCAUCAUCCAAUCUGUGGAAGCUCGCACAGUGAUUACUUCUGCAUCCAACAAGGACCUUGUUCAGGGACUCGCCUCCCAGCUCCUUGUGCUCGAUCCCUCCUAUAUCCAAAACACGCCCGAGGUUGCUUUCACCUCCCGCUCACAACCACGCGAUACUUCAUUCGUUAUGUUUACCUCCGGAAGCACAGGCAAGCCAAAGGGCGUUGUCCACGACCAUGCUUCUGUGGCUUCCAGCGCACUGCAUCACGCGUCCGCCAUGAAUAUCUCUAAUAAUACUCGUGCCCUCCAAUUCGGCGCCUACACAUUCAUUAUCAGCACAUUUGAAAUCUUUACUACCCUAAUCUUUGGUGGAUGUCUCUGCAUUCCAUCUGAUCAUGACCGACACACUGAUAUUCGGCCCGCCAUCCGCUCUUUGAAUGCCAACUGGGCCAUCUUCACUCCCAGUUUCGCCCGCUCUAUCCACCACGAAGACAUUCCCUCUUUGAACACUCUCAUUGUGGCCGGUGAGGCUGUGGCGCAAGAUAUCAUCGAUCGCUGGGGCCCUGUUGCUCAACUAAUUAAUAUCUACGGUGCCUCCGAAUGCAGUGUCGUUAUGAUCGGUCGCAUGUACGCCGAUACACCAAGGAGUUGCAUUGGUAGAGCCACUGGAGGUCUCUCAUGGCUCGUUGAUCCCAACGACCAUGACCGUCUGGUACCCAUUGGCUCCAUCGGUGAGCUUGUCAUCGAGGGCCCUACUCUGGCCCGUGGCUACCUCGCAGACCCCGAAAAGACCAAGGCCGUCUACAUUGAAAACCCGGAAUGGGCUCGCCAGAAUGGCAUCACUCGCCGCUUCUACAAGACUGGUGAUUUGGCUCGCUAUGAUGACCAAGGUCGUGUCCACUUGAUCGGCCGAAAGGACUUGCAGGUGAAAAUUCGGGGUCAGCGUGUCGAGCUAACAGAGAUUGAGGCUCACAUGCGUGCUAUCAAUAACACCGUUAAGACCGCGGUCGCCAUGAUUUCCCCGGCUGGCAAGCCAAUGCUGGCUGCUUUCAUCUCCAGCAAGAGUGGAUUUGGGCCUGAGUUCCCUCACGAAUUCUCUUCUUCUCCAGCUGAUAAGACAUCCGUGGUUGCUCUUGCUGCUCAGAUGAGCGACGAGCUCAGCAAGCAAUUGCCAUCCUAUAUGAUUCCUUCGGUCUUCCUCCCCUUGGCUUUCAUGCCCCUGACUGCCUCUGGAAAGACUGACCGUCGUCUCAUCGCUUCCUUCGGUGACGGCCUUACCUUGAAUGGACUCGCCGUUGCCGCCGGCAAUACCACCUCCACUGAGCGCCGCAUGCCUAAUACCCCGGCUGAGUUUACCCUCCGUCAAAUCUGGUCUGACAUCCUUCACUACCCCGUGGAGGACAUCGCUGCCACCGACAACUUCUUCCACUUGGGAGGUGACUCAAUUGAGUCCAUGAAUUUGACUCGCCGUUGCCGUGCUGGUGGUUUCCAGCUUCAGGUUGGUGAUAUUUUGGGUAACUUGGUUCUGAGUGAGAUGGCCAAGACCAUGGUACCUACAACUGCAUCUCAGGUCCCUGUGGUCGCUCCAUUCGAGCUGCUUGAUAAGGACACCACCACCGUCCAUGCCAACAUCGCCUCUGCUACUGGCAUGCCUUCUAGCAUCAUUCAGGAUGCUUACCCCUGCAGUCCUCUGCAGGUCGGUCUGAUGGCUCUGUCCAGCAAGGUCCCUGGCUCUUAUAUUGCUCGCCAUACUUUGGAGCUUCCCAGCACUGUUACUGUCGACAAAUUCAAAGAACAUUGGGAGCAAAUCGUCACCAACAACGAUGUCCUCCGAACCAGAAUCGUCGAGACCGAUGAGUACGGUACCGUCCAGGUUGUCGACCGCGCUCAUGUCGAGUGGAUUCAUGGCAUAGACUUAGAAAGCUACAUGGAAUCAGACGAGAAGUCUCACAUGGGUAUGGGAAAUGCCCUUGUUCACCACGGCAUCAUUACUGGUCCCACCAACACCUUUGUAUUGACUAUCCACCACUCUAUCUACGAUGGAAUGUCCCUGGAGAUGAUGUUCAAUGACCUUGUUCAGGCCAUUGAGGGUAUUAUGCCGCCUGUUCGCACUCAAUUCCGUGACUUUAUCCAACACACGAUGCAGAACAAUGCUGACAAGGCCACCGAGGAGUACUGGCGGAAGGAGCUCUCUGAGGGUGACAUGACUACCUUCCCAACUCUCCCCUCUGCCACCCACCAGCCUCUGGCCAACGAGUCAUUCGUCCACAACCUCAAGCUCAGCCGCAAGGGUCCUUCCGACUUCACUACUGCAACACUCAUCCGUGCUGCUUGGUCUAUGGUGCAGGCACGUUACUGCGAUGCCCCAGAGACCGUGUUUGGCUGCACUCUUAGUGGAAGAAACGCCCCUGUCCCUGGCGUUGAGGACAUUGUAGGUGCUGUGAUUGCCACAGUUCCCAUCAAGGCUCAGAUCAACGGAGAGCAGUCCGUCACGGAGUGGCUCCAGCGUGUCAAUGCGCAGUCCAUCGAGAUGACACCUGCUCAGAAUUAUGGUCUUCAAAACAUUGCACGUGUUGCAGAAGGUGCCGCUGCUGCUUGCAACUUCCAGACCUUGCUUGUCAUCCAACCCGCAACUUCAAUCUCCGAGGACAGCCUCAUGCAGCCUUUCUCCGCCCCCAAGGCCAACUUCAGCACCGUUGCUCUCACUCUCGAAUGCAGCCUCGCCACUGAUGGCUCCAUUGAGAUCCAUGUCCACUUUGACAACGCUGUGCUGUCGCGUCCCGAAGUGAUUCGCAUUGUUGCCCAGUUCGAGCAUGUCUUGCAGCAGCUCGUCUCAUCCUCCGCUGACAAGUUGGCUGACAUUGAGGUGAUCAGCCCGGCUGACAAGGAGGACCUCCUCAAGUGGAAUGCCUCGAUUCCAGAGACAGUCAAUGACUGCAUUCACAGCCUUAUCUCGCGCAACAACUUCUGCCAGCCUCAGGCUCCUGCUGUCUGUGCUUGGGACGGUGAUCUGACUUACUCCGAGCUUGAGACCUUGUCAUCCAAGCUCGCCGCCCAACUGAUCCAGUCUGGUGUUGGACCUGAUGUGUUUGUUCCUCUCUGCUUUGAGAAGUCUAUGUGGACGAUCGUUGCCAUGCUCGGUGUUAUGAAGGCAGGUGGUGCCUUCGUAGCCAUGGAUGCCUCCCAGCCUACUAGUCGUAUGCAGCUGGUGGCCAAGGAUGUCAACGCCCGUGUCAUGUGUCACUCCGAGGAGCAACUUGAUCGUUGCCCAGGCUUGGUCGAGAGAGCCAUUGCCGUUGGCCCUGGACUCCGUGAUCACAGCAUCCCUGGGACACCUCCUACUCCCGUAGCUCCCACCCAUGCCGCCUAUGCUAUCUUCACCUCUGGCAGUACUGGUGCUCCCAAGGGCUCUGUCAUCGAGCACCGCGCCUUCUGUACCGCUGCCCUUGCCCACAAGGAGGGUCUGCAGAUGGGUAGCCGUGUACUGCAGUUCGCUUCUUAUGCGUUCGACGCCAGUAUCCUCGAGAUCCUGUCAACUCUCGUGCAGGGUGGCUGUGUUUGCGUGCCCUCCGAGUCUGAGCGUCGUGGAGACAUUGCCGAGGCAAUGACUCGCAUGAGCGUCAACUGGGCUGUGCUUACCCCGUCAUUCGUCAACACCAUCGAGCCGAGCACUGUCCCCACCCUUGAGACUCUGGCUUUGGCUGGUGAGGCUAUGAGUGCCGCCCACGUUGCCGCAUGGACACCAUAUGUCCGCCUGGUCAAUGGGUAUGGCCCAUCGGAAUGCUGCGUCUGCACGACUUCCAACCGCAAAGUUGUUCCUGGCACGCUACCCAACAACAUUGGUACUUCCGUUGGCUCCGCCAAUUGGAUCACAGACCGUGAGGACCAUAACAAGCUUGCUCCCAUCGGUGCCAUUGGUGAACUCCUUAUCGAGGGUAACGUCCUGGCUCGUUACUACCUGAACAACCCGGAGAAGACUGAGGCUGCAUUCAUCGAGCGUCCUUCGUGGCUACCAUUCAACCGCUGUGAUCGCUUGUAUAAGACUGGUGAUUUGGUCAGAUAUGCUGCCGACGGAUCCAUUUUAUUCAUGGGUCGCAAGGACACACAGGUCAAGAUCCGCGGCCAGCGUGUUGAGCUUGGUGAGAUCGAGUACCACAUCGCUCUCCCAGCCGAUGUCUCACAGGCAGUUGCUUCCUAUCCUAAGAACGGUCUGUAUGCGCACAAGCUGGUUGGUAUCCUUGAGCUUGCCUCGACAGCAGGCUCUGAUCUGACCGCUGUGUCCAGCGAGGACUUCGAAAAGUCGGGCUUUGAUCUUCCUGCCCUGACUCAACAUCUUUCGGAGACCCUGCCUGUGCAUAUGGUUCCUGUCAUCUGGAUUGUCGUGCACAAGAUCCCCAGCUCUUCUUCCACCAAGAUUGACCGCAAGGUAGUGGACCAGUGGCUCGCAAAGUUGCCUUCCGACUUUGAGCCCACCUUGGGCACUAAGCGUGAGGGCCCUACCACCUCCAACCUACGGGCUGAUGAGACCAAGGCUCUUGCUAUUAGCAAGAAGAUCGAUAACCUUGUCAGCCGGGAGGAUACCCCUCUGGAGGGCCGUGAUUUCAACAUCGCCUCCAUGGGUAUUGAUUCCGUGCAAGCCAUCAGCUUGGCCAGUUUCAUCAAGCAACACUACAGCGUCAAGGUCGAUGUGGGACGUCUUCUUGACGGUCAUAUGACCGUUCGUGGGCUGUCUGCAUUGAUUGACGCCGAGCUUUCCGGUGAAGUCCAAGAGGAGCUUCCCGCCUUUGACGCGAUGAAGGAAGCCGAUGCUCUCUUCAAGGACAUCCUUGCCAAUACUUUGCCACAGAAGACCGUCUUUGUCACGGGUGCAACUGGAUUCCUUGGAACACAGAUCUUGCGUCAAGUCUGUGACCGUCCCGAUGUUGGACGCGUCAUUGCCCAUGUCCGCGCCAAGAGCCCAUCGGAUGCCUUCAACCGGGUCAAGGAUGCCGCUGUUCGUGCUCAAUGGUGGUCUGACUACUACUUGAGCAAACUCGAGGUCUGGUCGGGUAACCUCGCCGCACCCCGUCUAGGCCUGGAUCCGAAGCAGUGGGGAUCGCUCAGUGGUAACAGCCCCAACGAUGGUCUUGUUGACGCCAUCAUUCACGCUGGUGCGGCUGUUAACUGGAACGCCGGUACUGAGGUCCUCCGAGCUGCCAACGUCGGCUCUACUACCGAGCUCAUCAAGGCUGCUAUCAGCUCCCCGGCCCGUCCUCGUAUGUCCUACGUUUCCGGUGGUUCUCGCUGGCACGUGAAUGAGACAGACCAGGAGAUUGCCAACGAGAUUGCGCAUGCCAAUGGAUAUGCCCAGACAAAGUACUUGUCUGAGCUGUUGGUUAAGCAGUUUGCCAAAACCCACCCCAAUCAAUUUGGUAUUGUGAAGCCUGGCUUGAUUCUCGGUACUCCUGAGGAAGGUGUUGCCAACACUGAUGACUUUGUCUGGCGGUUGGCAUCGGGAGUUGUGGAUGCCAGUGCCUUCAGUGAUGACUAUGGUAACGGCUGGAUGUACGUGACUAGCAGCACCCGCGUUGCUGAAGAAUCACUCAAGCAGGUGUUCUGCCCACCUGAGGAAAUGAAGACUGUCACCUUCAUGACCGAGGGUAUCACUGAGCGUGAGUUCUGGGAGAUCUUCCAUCGCGAGCUCAAGUACCCUCUGCGCAAGGUGGACCACAACACCUGGCUGGAGACCAUGCGUGACUCUAUCCAAAAAGAUACCAACUCACACCCUCUGUGGCCCGUCGCGCAGGUCUUUGACGCACUUGAGGGUCGUCUUGGUGGUGAUGUUACGCUCGAUCCGAACAUGGUAUCGCCAUCACAAAAGCAACACGUCAAAGCCACGGUGCGGCGCAACGUGCAAUUCCUCGUUGAGGCAGGCUUUAUUGCCAGUCCUUCAGGCAAAAAGAUGAAGUAUAUGGCCGAGAAGGUGUUCCAGCGGUCUGGAAAUGUUUGGGAGAACGUGAAGAGGAUGACAAUCACAGGGAACUAA
Penicillium nucicola is the source of this 7044-nucleotide messenger RNA. RefSeq lists its product as uncharacterized. The record is from RefSeq and is a predicted model, not a curated record. The transcript is spliced from 2 exons. Gene Ontology annotation, biological process: amino acid activation for nonribosomal peptide biosynthetic process; secondary metabolite biosynthetic process. Gene Ontology annotation, molecular function: phosphopantetheine binding; catalytic activity. The coding region runs from base 1 to 7044 and encodes 2347 amino acids. Lineage: Eukaryota; Fungi; Ascomycota; Eurotiomycetes; Eurotiales; Aspergillaceae. Gene Ontology annotation, cellular component: cytoplasm.